Molecule: messenger RNA, 17335 nt
Organism: Pocillopora meandrina
Lineage: Eukaryota; Metazoa; Cnidaria; Anthozoa; Scleractinia; Pocilloporidae
Source: the annotation of a GenBank genome assembly
AUGGUUCAUAAAAACGCUUAUGCUACAAACCCUGAUAGCGGAGUCGAACUGGAGGGUUUUGAUUCCUCGUUGAAAUCGGAUACGGCUCGACAGAUCACUCAACAAUGGAUUGAGGUGAGAUCUACAGACAUUUAGUGUCAUUUUACAACAACCCCUGUGAAGCUUUUGCGUGCUUGUCCAUGGACAGACGGUAGUAGACAUUAACAACCGGUUUGAUUAACUUUGGUGUCUUUAAUUGUAUCUAGGAGGCUACAGGACGUCAAUUUCAUUCGUCACGAUUCAUAGAAUCUCUGCAAGACGGCGUUCUACUGUGCUAGUAAGUUUUUAUAAGGAUAUGUUGGCUUGAGGCCCAGGAUAAGCUUACCACUGCAUACCACUGAGCUCAUCGUAUAUUUGUUCUCGAUCUGCAGUCUUGUGAAGCGAAUACAACCAGAUUCGUCGAUAAUUCAAGAUGUGAACGAAAAUCCAACCCCUCAGGAAUCUCAGGUAUUGUAAGAAACUUCUGUCUGACUCUUUGUAGUUCUUUCUGUGUCGGUGAAUUGCACUUCGAACGCUCGACGUUCCCUUAAUGUCGUAGAGGAUACGGCUAGUAAGCACUCGAAUAUAAUUGUUUUAAGUUUAGUGUUUUGCGGUUCCUUGCUGUUAUGAUGAGGAAAACGGUUUAUUCCUAAUUAAUGUUGACAAUUGGAUGGUACAAGGCUAAUCGAAAAUUUGAAGCUUUCACUCGUUUCUCCAAGUCAUGCCUCAAGUUGUGUAUAUAACUAAUGAAAACAUUCGUGACAAUCGGUCUGCUUAGCAAUAUGGUGGAAGGGAGAUAUGGACCGUACGUUUUACUGGAUAAUAGAGUAAAUUUUCAUCUUAAGUGUAAAUUAUGCUUCCCACGAAUUUUUUGAAACCUUAGUUGUUGCAAAGGUCACCAACAACACUACAUGGUGCGAAAAUUUGCUUGUUGCGACCGGAAACUAGUUCAUAUCAUCGCCGCCAUUGUUGUGGAUACGUUUAGUUAGUCAUCGUACAAAAACGCCAACAGGAAACGUGAUUGUUUCAAAAUGAAGUUAAUUUCAAGUGAAUCUGAAACAGUAUUGUCUGGAUAGGUUACAUUUAAAGACUCGGUCUCAAAUAUUCGGAGAAUAAUCCGCUCCUGUACUGUAAUUCUUCGCUUUUGUGAAAAUCACACAACGUCUUUGAUACGCCAUUCUUUGGCAUGAUAAUUUGCAUUUGUUGACAGAAUCCAAUGUCUCAAGACGAUGAUUUCAUUCAAUCAAUCAAUGUUUUAUUGAGCCACGAUAUUUCGAAGGGCUCCUGGGUGCAAUAUUAUAGAGUAUGAAAAUUAUUAUUGUCACGAUCAAUUGUUCUAGAAAUACACAUGUUUCUGUACAUUCCAUACUUAUUUUCGAAACGGCAGCAGCUGUAGGUGUGAAUGAGUAAUUGCCAAGUUUCGUGACUAGCUUUGAGUUUAAUCACCUAAAUCCCAAAAUAUGUUGUUUUGGCCAGCUUUUGGUCAGCUAAGUGCAUAUUUCUCACACCAUCAUUGAGAUGCUUUAUCAUGCUAUCAGAUAAACAUUUCAACCUGAAAUUUUUAUUUUAGAAAAUUUCCAAUUUCUAAUUGUUAAAUUUGUUACGAGACAAAGUUGUUUUCCUCACUUUUUCUAAUGUAAUAUUGUUGAACAGAAAAUCUUUAUUACAUGGCUAUUUCAGUUUAAUUACAUCACAAAUAUUCGUUCUUGCUACAAUAUUGAGCCAAAUAAAGGAAUGAUAAGAAAUUUGAACAAGUUAAAUAAUUUAAGUUUAGUGACAAAAAUUGUGCGAAAUUUCUAUCAAGAUUGAGUGUAUGAGUGUUAAGUAAAAAAUAUAUGACACUAGAAAUCCAAUUGGGACAGAAAGUAUUAAAACCUAGACAAGUUUUGGGAUACUUUUUAUUGUGUAAACCAAGAAACUUACUUUUGAGCCAGUUUUAUAACUAGCUUCUAUCAUUCACUGUUUGUAUUCCUAACAUAAACACAGUCAUAAUGACAUCAGGGGUGUCGUUGUCUGCAGUUAAACCAUUUUAAAUGUGUGUUUGAUGGUCUUUAACAUUUCAUUAUCAGCCAGUUCAGUCAAGUGAUGUAAUGAAGUGAAAGCCCCUAGAAACAGACAGAGUAGAGCAUUGGUGUAAAUUAAGACCAUUGAUAAAAUUAUUAUUGAAAUGUUCAAGCUGGUGUAGACAAUACCCAAUUGAUACACAACUUAUCUAAGUAAAAUAUGAGAAUGUCUUCAUGUAAGACAAUUGACUAGAUUAGACUUAAACUUAAUUCACACAUUAAUCAAUUGUUGCAAUUUUAGAGUUCAUCUUUGAUAAUUUUCAUGUAACUAAUUUUAGUUGGUGUUUGUCCUGUUUUGAAAUGAAUAUUUAGAGAUAUGAGUACUGCUGAAUUUUUUUUUUAUUAUAAUUUUGUAAUGUCAAAUUUAAACAGCUUUUGAUUUACAAUUUGACUGCAUGUCAACAGAAAGAAAAAUGUAGUGUAUAAUGGUGCUGGAACUUUAGAAUCCUGUAUUCUUGGAGUGAAGGGCAACUCUUUGACUGCAUGUUGCAAUUCUUUCUCUGGCAGUGAUUUUUUGCUCAGUGAAGUAAUUUAUACUCUAGUGAUCAGAUGGAUUUUUAACAGCCAUGAUUGACCCAAAACAAUUGGCUCCAUUAUCAACAGACUUGAGAGGGUCCAAGUAAAAGUGUACUAAUUGCACAGGUGGCUUGGAAAUGAUUAUGUGUAAUUUACCGUGUUUUGUCAAAACAACAAAAAAUUGAGAAUCAUGUUUAAAUGGCCUAAUGCUGGUUGGCAAUUAAUCCUUUGUAUCUGAUGUGGCCUUCCUUUCAUGAUCUAACUGAACUGAAGAAAGUGUGAAGUGCAUUUAGUUGUGUUAUUGUGAGAGUUUAUUUUCCAAAUCAUCAUUACUAACAGUUUUUGCUUACCUCCCUGAGCUCUUUUAAAUCAGGGUAAUGUCAGUGAUACGUCAGAUGUUUGCUGUUUAUUCAGAAUGUUUUAACAAAAUUAUUGUAUAUACAUACAUAUAGUAUGCACACUUACCUUGUAGGGUUCAUUUCUUGUGAUCAGCUUUAGAGUAAUAUUUGAGUUAAGACUUAGUCAUAGUCUAAAAGCUGUCUGAGACCCUAAAGGUGAAAAUAAAAAUGGAACUGACGAUAUUAAAUUAAGCAGAUUUAAGUUUGGUGUAGGAUGUAAUUAGAUUUCAUAACAAUUAACGGUUGGUUCAAUGGCUAGGACCCUGUCAAAAUAGUCUCAGCUGUGACCCCAUUUAAUUCCUGGUGACACAUGUAAGAAUUCUGUUUUUAAAAAAGUCACGCAAUCAUAGAUGAAGCCUAAAGAAACAAGGAAGCUAACAAGAGGUGUGAAGAAGAUUCAGACAGAUUUGAUUAAGUUAAACUUAGAGAUACAGCCCGACUUUUUCCAUGUUGUCUCAUAAAUAUCAUUCAAAUUUGAUGCCGUGAAAUAAUCCAUGUUUGUGAACCAUUUGUGAUGUGACAUUUUGAGCUUUGUAGAUGAUAAAAAUGAGUUUAUUACAUACCAAUAGUUAACUAAUGAUUUAUUGUUGACAUUUUUUGCAGAUAAACCUAAAAAAGUUCUUGCGUGUUUGUUCUGAUCUUGGUCUGAGUGCUUGGCAACUUUUUGAUCCUCAGGAUUUAGAAGCAGGAGAUAAUGUGAUGUAAUUAUCUUUGACAAUUCAUUGAAUUAUUCUCAGCUAAUAACACAUUAAAUGCAUGGCAGUAUUAGUGAAUCAAAAUUACAAGCAGCAACUGCUUUGGAUUCAGUUUGUACAGCUGAGCAUUACUUUUUAGUGUGGCAGGCUAUCUUUUUAAAGAUCCAUAUUUUUUAAUUCAUUUGAUUUACUUUGAUUUGUUAUGUUUAGCAACUACAAAUCAGAAGAUGAAGUUGUUCAAAAGGUAAUGGAUAAAAUUAUCAUGUUUUAUUUAGUCUUUUUUUAAAGCUUGAUAUAAAUAAUUACUGUAUUAAUUUUGUUUUUCUCAUGGACCUUCUAAGAAAAUCAAGUUAAGGUGUUACUGUAAGAAGUAUUAGCAUUAUAAUUAUAUUCACUAUGUAAACAUAUUGAUAGAGGUUUACAAGGUAAACCAAGGGCUGGGAAGUUUACAAAGACAAUCAACAGACAGAGAAACUUUUUUUAGUGAGAAAAUAGGGUACAUGUGGUCUUGGUAACUUGAGUGCCUCAAAUAUAAUUUACCUACAAGGUGAAUGUAAUCUGAUUAGAAGUUAAUCAGGAUAAAUAAACUUAUGGCUUAUGAACUUAUUAUUUUAGUUUUUCUUGGCCAGGAUGUGACUAUUAGCCUGGUUUUCUGUGUUUAUUUCCCCUAAAAAAUAAGAAAAAUAUGUUCAUUGUCAGGUUGUGAGCACUUUAUACUGGCUUGGGUGCACUAUUCAAAGCAUGUCUUACUACAGAGGACCUAAACUUGAUGUUAGCAAUUUUCAAAGGGAAAGUGAUGGUACCAUAACAGUAAAGGUAUGUGACUCCAUAAACAGAGAAAAACUAAUGAAUUAUAAACAAGUUUUUUGUGGCUUAAUUGUUCUCAAGAUGUUGAAUGGAGGAAGGGAUCACUGAACAAAGUAUAUGGCAUAAGUAAAGCAAAUUGCAAUGAAAUGAGAGUACCAUUUCUUAGUUAUUUGUUAUUGAAUUAUUUUUUUAAGGGGGUGUCUAUUACUUGUAGCUCUUAGGUGACAACUUAAAGUCAACCAACAAGUUUACCAUGUAUAAAAAUAUGUUAUCUAUUUAGAUUCUGUAGAUUCCAUCAUGCACUGCUACUUUUGAUAAUAUCAAAAUCAGAUAGAUGCCGUGAUAGUGCGCUCAGAAGAUAUUAUUUGAAGUGAACUGCUGUGGGUUUAUCAACAACUGAAAUGCUGGGCCAGUUGUUAAGUAAAGUUCUGUCCAUUAAUUGUUUGUGACUCUUGUCAACUUUCACAUUUUAUGUCAGUUGGUAACCCCUUGUGUCUGAGGGUUCAUUUUAAUGAAUUCUGCCAUAUUGGAGCCUAGUUCAUGAAAGCCUCGUUCAUGAUAGUAAUUUCCCACUCAGUUUGCUAGUGGCUUAAUUCAGUUGUAGAGCUCAUUAGUUCAAUCUUAGGGUUCUUAUUUAUAGAGCUGCAUUCAUUGUCCAAGAUCUUUUGGAAUGCUUGAUCAAUGUUUACUCAUAUUUUGUAUUAAUAACAAAGGACAGCUGAGUUAAAUAGACAUGGUAGAAUUUUUGUACACAAGUAUUUACAAUAUGCAAGUGCCAUUUGAUGGUUUGCCCAGUGAUGUUGGCUGCAACUACUGUUCUUGAUCUCACAUUCCUUCUUAUGUUAGAUUACUCAGCCCUCUAAGAGCUCUGUACUUGCAUUUGUUAUGGCUCUUUUGUUUCUUUCAUAUUUGAUUAAAGAAUGCCUUCAUUAAGAAAUGCUUGCCUAAAAGAGCAGAAAGCUUAAACUAAAUUAUAUUAUGCAUCCAUUCUCAAUUGUUCAAGACUGACUUAUGAUUUAUAAACAAAUUCAACCACAUAACCAGUACUCUUGUUUUAACAUGUGACAAUAUUUACAAUCAUAAGUCUCUCUGUGUAACCAAUAUUUUGCAGUAAGCUUUACAACAUUACUUUCAAUGUGUAAAUAAAUUUCUGACUUCUGUGUUGUACCAUAUAAGCAUGUAUACAUUACUGAUCAUGUGGAACAGUGAAAAAAAAUUUGAUGCUUUUUAAGACCAGAUUUAUAGGUGAAUUGAACACUACAAAUGGUUAGGCAGAGUGAUAUUGUUUUUCUGAUGCCAUCUUCUGUAAAGUUUUGUGUCUCUAGUUGAAUUCUGAAUUUUAACUGCUGAAAAAGUAUAUUUCUUUCUUCCAAAUCUAGAUUACAGUUUGUGGUUGUUGCCAUAGAUAGCCCAAUUUAGUUUUUUUGGAAGCUUCUGCUGGUGCAUAAAAACACAGUUAAAAACUACCUGUUAUCAUUGUUCAGUAUGUACAUGAGAUAAAAUGACUCAUACGGGCAGAUAAUCAGAAAACACUGAGAUCAAUUUAAUGAAAUGUAAAAGUCUCAUUGUCAGUUAUGUGUUGUGAUUAAUCUGAUAUGCUUUUUGUUUUGUUUUUGUUUGUGGGUUUUUUUAAAUUUUAUUUUUGUUUGUUAAUUUUCUAAUUUUCUGUUUUGUGUUUUUCUGACAAAGUUCUUUUCUUUGUUUCAACAGCCAACUGCCAGGGUCCCUGCUAAUAAUUAUUCCCACAGAAGAAUGGAAGACAGACCUCACAUGAAUGGAGGAUUAAGACAGGAAAACUCAAUACCAAUGCACCUUACAAAUGGUUAUGCUGAUAAUAAUAAUACAAUGGCCAAUGUAAGUGUGAGUAAAACAUUAUUGCAUGGUAUGGCCUGAGGCAUCUAACCAGUGAAGUAUAGUCAUUAGCUAUCACAGGGAUGGAGCCACCAGCCAGAGUUACCUUAUUGUUAACCCUCAGAGUGACUAGCAUCUACUUUUCCCUCACAGUAUCACCUCUGAAUCAAACAUUUUGGUCACAAGAAUAAAGGAAAUGUUCAUGUACUAAAGAAGCUCUUGAUUGUUAAACAUAUUUUUUUGGUCAACACCUAAGGAAAUGUGUAGAGAACAGUAUGGAAAAUAUGUGUCUUGACGUUAGGGUGUAAAGGGCUAAGUAGUUUGUUCAGUUUCUCUUCAUCCUUGAAUAAAAAGGGUGACUCAUCUUAUAAGCUUGAAGGCCCAUUCUCCUAGCAGGAAUUGAUUGGGAGUACUGCAGAAUGGUAUGCUGGUGUAUAGCAGAGUUACCCCUCAGAAUUUGUGAGGUUUUCCUGAGAGUUUUCAUGUACCCAUGUAUACUCUUAGGUCAAGAGAGGUACAUGUACUGGGAAAGUCAAGUAUAAUUGUCAGAAUGGAUAUAAAAAAGAUUGUUUAUUAUGGUCAGAGAGUAGAACUUGAAUCCAGGUCUUGAGGAGAAAAAGGGCUGGUAUUGGUUAACAUGUAUAAAUUGUUAUAUAAUUCUAAUAGAAGGCUGACAUUUUGUGUCUUUACUUUGAUCUACACAGGGGGAUGAUGCUGUGGAGUUUGCUGUUAAUGUCAGAAUACUUGGUGAUGAAAAACGAUUUGGCUUCUCUGUUAUGGGAGGAGUAGAUGAGGGAUUUCCACCAAGAAUUGAUGAAAUCUCCAAAGGUAAACUGACUUCAUGACAUGAUGUAACAUUUGUACCUCUUGUUUGAGUUUUAUUUAAUUUUCCAUGGUAUAAAGUUAUAACUGAAGUGAAGAAUGAAUUGCUCUGUGUUAUCAUGAACGUUGCUCAGGUUGGGUUUAAUACUAAUAAAUAUUUGUUAAUAUUUUUAAUAGAUUCUCCUGCUGCAAAAACUGGUCUUCUGGUUGAUGACGAGAUAUUGGAAGUGAAUGGAGAGCCUGUAACCAACCUUAGCCACACAGAAGUCAUUUUAAGUAUUCACAAAGUAUGUCUUUAAGUUUAUACAAAAAUAAUUUUAAAAUCAUUUAUUUUGAUACUCCAAUAGAAUUGAUGGAAUCCUAGUUAAUGUUAAAAAGUUCAAAAUGUUUUUAGCAAAGCACAUUUAAAGGGUUAAAACUUCCUCUUUCAGUUUGCUGUUUUCUUUUGGAAAUCAAGUGGUUAUGAAGCUUGUGUCAUGCAUGAUGUAAUUGGAUCUUUUUUCAUUUUAUAUUUAGUGUCUUAGAAACAGGGUCAUUGCACUGAAAGUAAGGAGAGGACGAAGAUCUUUUCAAGGUUAGUAAAUAAAUGUUUUGAAGAGGGUCAUGGAUCUGUUGUUAACUUAUUUGUCAGAAAAUGAAUGGACUUAGAGUUUAUUUAUGUUUUUAGAAAGAAUAGCUUUACCUGAUUAUCUACAACAAUUUAAUUGUAACUGAUCAGAAUCAGAGAUAUCAGUGUUUCAGAUUAGAGCAAAUCCAAUUGAGAAAAGUAGUAAUGCGUAAAAGCAUAAUUUAAAUACUUGUGACUUCAGUGGCUUCCUAGAUUGAAUCAAUGUUUCACAUUGCUGAAUUUUCUCGGUGUCCUAAUCUUGAGAGUGAGGGAAACCAGAUCAAAGACUGGUAAUCUCAAUGGACUAAGAAAAAAAUUAAUUUUUUGUUGUUGUUUUUUUAGGGCUAAACAAUGGUAUAGAUGUUUAUGAUGGAAUAAAUGGCAACUACAAUGGGCAAGUGGAUACAGGCACAAAAGAUAAACUUCAGCAAAUCAUGAGAGAGCAUGAGAGUGAUCCACAAUUCCAAUAUUACAACUCUGAUGCUGAAUCAGAAGGAUCACACAACAGUGAUAAAUUUUAUAGAAAUGGAGACAUUGGUGUUGUCUCACCAACUGACCCUGGGUGGAAUAAAGAUGUUGGCAAUAAAAGUUUUGGAAUAUCAGGGAAAAACUUAGCUCAAUCAAACUUACAGAAACACAAGUCACUCUCAACACCACUCAUUGAUUUGACAAAGCUGGAUGCUAUAGAGGCAGCUGUUGAUGUGGAUGAUGAUGAUGAUGAUGAUACAUGGGCUCUGCAUAAUCAAGCUUAUGAUAGCGACAAUGAAAAAGAUCAUCCAGGUAGGAGCUUAUCCCUCAUUAAAACAUAAACAACUGAAAGCAUACACUCUGAUUGGUCAAUGCAGUGUCUACUUUUGCUCAUGGGUGUACACUGCAGAUGUCACAUCUGACACUUUGCUCAUGAUGGAACAUUUGUACUGAUUGUCUAUAGAUACAAAACUGAGAAAGAAUUUUUUUCAUGAAUUUCAGGAAAUGUGAUCACAAUUACUUUAAUAACUAGUAGAGCUGCACAAUGACUAGUUUUUGCCCACUUGUUUUGUCUGGUCAUGUAAGACUACACAAACAGGUUUAGUUCAACUAAAGGGAACUCUUUUCCUAUAAUGUAUCAAUGUUAUAUUAUGAAAAAAAUGGUAAACACCACAGCAUACACUAUUGAGUUAUAGAUACACACAGGAUGUUUGCUAAGCACUCAAGAAGCUAAAGUCUUGCUUGACUAUUACCUCAAGUGACUCUUACACUUCUCUUGUGCUCAGCAACCUGAAAGAAGUGUCACUUAUGUUAUGAUGUUUAAUAGCAAUAGGCCCUAGUGGAUUUCACUUGGGUCUGUAACCACUUAGGUAAUAAACAAAAUUGGUUGAACUUAAAGCAAGUCAGUAUAGCCCCAUCUAGCAGACUUAUUUUUCUUUCUUACUGUCCAUUUACUGAAAAAUGUAAUGAUAUGAUGCAGAGAAGUUGCACCUAACAUGUAUUUUUUUAUAAAUGUUUUCAAUAAGCUUUGAAUAAUCAGUGAAGAAGACCACUUCUUUUUCCUUCAAUGUGAUCAAUCCUCAGUUUUUAGAAAAUAAACACUCAAUAGUUAUACAGAAAUGAAAAAAGGGGGUAAGUUUCCACUAAAGAAACUGUGGUGUUGCGUUGGUGAGAUAUUAUAACAAGGUAAUUUAGUAUUAUCAGCUGAGUUGGUAACGUCAAUUGACCACUGUUAAGAGUUCCAAAGCUAUACAACUUGAGAUUUUCAAACUUUAAAACUUAAGCUUUAUAUCUCUUAACAAUGGCCAAUUUAUGUUAUCAGCUCAGUUAAUAAUACAAAAUUUUCUUGUUAUUUAGGAUUGUUUUUGCCAAUUUAAUUGGCAGAAACAUAUUAUCUAUUUACUAACAAGGAUUUAAUACAUUCUAGUCAAUAGCAAAGUUUGUUUUCUACUUUAGAAUAACUGUUGUUGUUUUGUUUACAAGGAGCAGCAGAGAAAGAACUGUUUUUCCCAGGCAUCAGUGAACUAAAAUCAAAGCUGCAAAGUGGUAACGACAGAGAAGGAAUUUCGUUUGUGGAAAACCUCUUGGAGCAGAAAGAUUUUCAAGAUGCUACAAAAGUGAGUACGGAUUUGAUAACUGCUUCAAUACGUGAUCAAGAAGAAUAAUAAGUUAGGGAUGUAACCAGUUUCUCUUGCUUAAUUCUGUAUUUUUUCUUGUUGGUUUUAGGUUUACACUAAAAUGAUUGAACUUGAAAGAUCUGGACGAGGACCGAGUGCAGUCAGACCUGUUGCUACAAAUUCACAACUUCUCUCUUCUCAGGUGAUUUAAUCGUUACUUCCCAACACUGCUACCUUGAAGCUAGCUAUGAGAAUUUUAAGGUCAAUCAAAACAUCACUUUGGCAUAAUUAUUAUUCUUAAACUUAGCCUGAGAAGGCCUUUGUUACAUCAAAACUUAUUUCUUUUGCAUUGUUGUUUCUAUCAGUGUUUUUGUAUUGUUUCGUUGUGUGUCUGUUUGCUUUAGGGAUCCAAACAUUUAAGUAGGUUCCUUAAAUAAAGACAAAAUGAUUUCAGUUUUAAAGUGCGCAUUCUGUUGAAUAUUUCAGUUGAAACAUUCCCUUGAGGCAGCCAGACAUUCAAGAGAUGCAGAUGAAUUGGUACAAAUCUUAGAGAUGCCAAACUUUCAGGUAAAUUAAAGUUUUUUUGGGGUGACCAAUUAAGUGUUGGAGUAUUUUCAUCCGCUGACUCUAAAUCUUAGGCCAUGAUCAAAUGUCGAACCUUCCAAGUGUCGAAGUGAUUUAAAAUGAAACACAAUCCAUGUUCUAUUGUGGAAAAUUCAACGUUUCUCUUGGUUUGUGCCCUGUCAGGCAAAUUCUGUGAUUAGUUGCAUUUCGAUUGAGUGUUCUAUAACCAAAUCUAAAGUUACCCCAGCGGCCAACAACAACAAACUCUAUAAAAAAUGUCACAAGAAACCCGACAUCAGUAAAAACAACUAAACUGCGACUGAAUCGCCAUUGGGUUAUUUUUUUGCCUCUGAUUAGUUGAGAAGAUGGUACGAGUAUCUAUACCAAUCGUAGAGCUUAGAAGGCAAAUGUAGCGUGUCUCCGGGUUACUUUUGACAGUAUCCUGAAAAUUGUGCCAUUUCAGGGUCUUCUGAUGGCGCAUGAUAGACUCGCUUUCAGAGAAGCUUUGCCGAGCGAGGAAGAAGAACAGGAAGUGGAUGCACCCGAAUCCCAAGAUCAGCAAGAACCGCAGCAACCUACGGAUGAAUUCUCUCAUGUGGAAGACGACAAUGUGAAGAUUGUGAGAAUAGACAAAGCAACUGAACCACUUGGAGCUACUGUAAAGAAUGAAAAUGGCACCGUGAUGAUAGGUAGAAUUGUUAAAGGAGGUGCAGCAGAUAAGUGUGGUAAGAAUCAUCUUUGUUAUCUUCUCUCUUACAAAACGGUUUCAACCUUGCUGAUGCUAGCGGUGUUCAGAACAUUUGUCGCAUUUAAGCCUAGUUAUGGCCUACCUCACUUAGGAGUCCCCUUUAGCUAAGGGGAAAGGUAACGAAGAGCUACAGUGUGUCUUUCUCUUUUCCUCUUUUAAACAUGCUGUUUGGUUCCUAGGUCUUCUUCAAGAGGGCGAUGAAGUCCUUGAAAUAAAUGGAGUAAACAUGAGAGGGAAAACUGUAACAGAGGUUUGUGAACUGCUGGCGGACAUGAACGGGACGUUAACAUUUGUUCUAAAUCCAGCCAAUCGAUCCCGCGUCCCACCUGAUAGAGAAGUCCACGUGCGCGCGCACUUCGACUACCAUCCUUACGAAGACGAGUUGAUACCGUGCAAGGAACUGGGACUAGCAUUCAGAAAAAGAGACAUUCUGCAUGUUGUCAAUCAAGAAGAUCCUAACUGGUGGCAGGUCAGUGGUGAAUGUUGUCCCAAACUGUUACCCACAACCCGAAAUUAUCUACCAAUUUGUUAUCGAGUUCGUUGGUAAAACAUUCACUUUUUUUUUUGUUUCUUUGUUUGUAGGCUUGGAGACCAGGCGAGGAAGGCAGACAAUUAGCCGGACUCAUUCCAUCCAAGCAUUUUCAGCAACAGUAAGUUUAUAAAAGAGCUCGCAUCAGCUACAUUUAGCAACUACAAUAUUUUCAUGGUGAUUAUGUUUAACUUUUCAUUUCUUUCCUUUUUUCCAACAGGAAAGAAUCGAUGAAGAAAUCAACUCGAGAAGCUGAGCCGUCCAACAAAGAAAGUAAGGAUUUUCAAUGUUGCAUUUUAGAGCUGUCUGUCUGUCUCUAACUCAUUGGUGGUCAGUCAUUUUAGAGCUGUCUCUAACUCAUUGGUGGUCAGUCAUUUUAGAGCUGUCUCUAACUCAUUGCUGGUCAGUCACUUUAGAGCUGUCUCUAACUCAUUGGUGGUCAGUCAUUUUAGAGCUGUCUCUAACUCAUUGCUGGUCAGUCACUUUAGAGCUGUCUAACUCAUUGCUGGUCAGUCACUUUCGCCGACAACAGGCCUCGCCGUAUCACCCUCACCCGGAAGACCACACUGCAUGAUAAUUUUUUACUCCCAAAGUCAAACUAUGAACUGUAUAACCAACAGAAUGUUGUUUUGUUUUCACCUUCAGAGAGUGGAUGUCUUUGUUUCAAGCGAAAGCGAAGGAAAAAGGUUCUUUACAACGCGAAACACAACGAAGGUUGGUAUAAAGUAAUUCCCCAAGCAAGUCCACGUUGCCAUUAUUUACUAUCACGCCGUCACGUUUGAUUUCCUUGUACACCGGUCUAAUUAUGUAACAAGGUAGAUUGGUAUUAUCAACUGAGGUUAUAACUUCAAUUGACCAUCGUCAAGAGUUUCAAAGUUUACGUUUUGAGCAUUGGCACUUCGUUAUCAACUCAGUUUAUAACACUGAAUUACCUUGUUUUACUCUCCCACUGACGUAAAACUGUUUUUUUUCCCUUAGAAUAUGUGGCGGACGAGGUGUUAACAUACGAAGAAGUGGCGCAUUUACAGCCAGAUCCUCACAGAAAACGGCCUGUGGUUCUUAUAGGUAGGCCGGGUCGCUGUGAUUUGUCACUUUAAAGACACUUAACUCGCCCAGUCCCCCUCUCCACUUAGUAGUGGGUAACAGUGAACUGUCAGGGAAAGCUGAGAAAUAGAGGGGGGGAGGGAGGAGGGGGGUAGUGGGAAACCUCUGGUGGAUUAGCAUCCCUUUCAAGAGCGAAGACGUGUUCUUGGUUCGUGUUACAGAACCAGAUAUAAGCAUUCACUUUUGGUUUUAACGAACACAGUAUCAUUGCUGGGAAAUUAUCCGCCUUCAACCACUCCUGUCCCAUUGCCCAGAGAGAUGUGAUGGUCUGUAUUUGCAAGCAAUGUUCGCUAGGGUCCAACCCUCCUCUCCAGCUUUCAAGUCCAAGAUUAAUCUCACGCGACUAUUUCUGCUAAUGAUAUGAAGCAAAUCACUCUUAAAGCAUUUUAGACUUUGCAGUUGGGUUGAAAAAUAUGAAUUGAUCCUCUGUAAUUUUUUGUUCCAUUUGUUCCUGUGUAGGACCUGAUAAAGUUGGCCGGAAAGAGUUAAGACAAAAGCUGAUUCUAUUUUCACGAGAACGUUUUGCCCUAGUGGUACCUCGUAAGUACAUUUCUGUUCGCGUUUUAUCACUGAGUCAUUAUAUAAUCAAAGAAUCGUUCCUAAAGUGCAAACGAACACUUAAACGAUUGGUUAAUGGACCCGUUGUGUGACUCUCUGUCUGUCCGUCUGUCUGUAUGUAUGUCAGUCUGUCUGUCCGUUUGCGUGUCCGUUUGUUCUGCUUUCUACUCUAUCAUCUGUUUCUCGUUCCCUCUGUCGGUCUAUCAACCCAUCUCCGUCCGUUGCUCGCCCUGUAUGUCCGUCCUUUCUUGCUCUCUUUCCGUUUCCCUGUCAGUCUUUCUGUCUAUCUGUCUGUUCCUCUCUUCCCUCGUCUACCAUUUAUCAGUAGGCUCUUCCUUUCCUCUGUCUGUUUUAUUAUAAUUUUUCCACCUAUUAAGACAUCAAGCGGAGUACUGUAAUAAAAAAGUUCUUUGGAGUGUUUUAAUUAUCAUACUUCAUAAUUCACAUCAUACUUCCCGCUUUAGACACCAGCCGCCCAAAAAGACCUGAAGAAGUCAAUGAAAGAGAUUAUUACUUUGUUCCACUACCCACGUUUGAGGCGGACAUUGUGGCCCAUAAGUUCGUGGAACACGGAGAAUUCGAGGGUCACUAUUAUGGCACCGCUUUAGACUCCAUUAGAAGAGUGGCCAACUCUGGCAAAUACUGUAUUUUAAAUCUCCAUUGUGAGGUAUGUCGCAAGUAGCUUUACAGUUCCAUUUGUGAUUCUAUGCCAUGCAGAGAAUUUGAGUUUCAUUCGAGUACAGUCCACACUUCUGUGUGCCCUUAUCUGCAGUCUAUUAACUUUGCAUAUCUUAACUCAGCACACUUAUUACUAAUACUCUACUCAAGUAAUAUUAUCAUAUGACCCAUGCGACUCGCGUGCUUUUGAUGGAAAUGUAAUAAAUAAUCUCCCCGCAUGAGGGCCGUACGCGAGUAGGCGAUCAGGCCCAGAAAAAGACGCUCAACCCAGCAUGUAGCCCUGAAAUGCAGGAUGACAAUUGAGCACCGAUCAUAUGAAAAACUGAGAUAGGGUGGGCCGAACGGGAACAUUUUUGGCUCACAGUUAUGACGGAUCUCGAGCCGAAUUGCUCAAAGUAGAAACAUUCUGUUUAUUAACCUCUGAUAUGCAUUUUUAUUCCAGGCGCUCAAGAUGCUUAAAGCUUCUGAUGUGAAACCCUACGUGGUUUUCAUCUCACCGCCAUCUUACGAUAGAAUAUUGACCCUUCGGAGAGGAAGAGUGGAUCCAUUCAACCCUAAUCCAAAUUCACCUAUGUCUGUGAGUACCAGUUGUUGUCGUUAUCGUUAGAGCUGUCGUACCAGUUACCGGGAUCAAGCUGAAAUCAAAUUGACCAAAAAAUAUGUUAGGUUUUUGUAAGAAGAAGAUAAAUUUUCUUUGAAAUAGCGGAUCAAUUUGUGCGCACCUCCCCCUCCUCCAACUCAACAUUAACCCUUAAUUGCUGUCAGUUAACCGUUGUUGGGUUAGGUGAGGGGUAAGUGCGCAGUUGCUCAGGUUCUGGCAUUGAUCCAAAAUAGCGAUAAAAAUUGUUAAAUAGGAAACAGAAGGGAAAGGCCAUCGACGAUUUUGCAAAUGUAAGAGAAAUUUUGAGACUGUUCAAAGAAGUUUUUAAUACUGGCUAAAAUAAGGCCAUACAGCAGUAGGUGUUAACUGCUGUGAGAGUUCCCGCUCAUAUUUGUAUUGUUUUCAUUCUAAGGACGCGGAAUUACAUGACAUGGUGACUAAAGCGAGAGAAAUGGAAGAAAUGUACGGCCAUUACUUCGAUAAAACAAUCGUGAACACAGACUUGGAAAGAACAUUUGACGAACUCAAACAGGCCAUCGAUAAACUUGAUGUGGAGCCACAAUGGGUACCAGCUUUUUGGGUAAAUGACAGCCGUGGCAACUUGUAGAAAAAAAGCCAUGGGCACCAGCUAGAGAUAAACGGUGUUUGGCGAGACGACACCUUGUGUUAUACGAAUGAAAAGGAACAAAAAAAGAUUCAUUACCGUUUUGUAUUGUGGAAAGAAGGUAUUUUUUUCUGAAAAGGGUGCCCAGACGAGGAAACCAAAAAAUAUAUGGAACAUUGUCAAAUUAAGGGAAAAUAAGUUGCCGAGGAAUUUCAUUUUAGUUAUGCAAGUUAUUCAAUAUGUACAGCGAAAAAUUGACUGACUUUAUUUUCUAAAGAAUGUAUAACUAAUCUUUUCAUUUAUGGAUUCUAUAUUGAGCCAGAAGGGGAUCUGUAUUAGGUGAACAAGAACGAAUGCUUUAGUUUAUGUAACAGAGAGUUUAUAUCUUCCGAACCAUUAAUUUGCAGUAUGUAAUAUUCUGAGUGUGGAAGGUACGACAGGUUGCUUUCCCUUUUUUGUGUGUGUGAUGUUCUCCAUAAAGCAGCUCCCUAGCGCGUCUGGCAAAAUACGGAUCAGGUACAUAAACUUGAUAACGAAAAAUUUACUUCACUGGUGGUUCGUGCUAAGAAAAUCAGCCAAGUUUGAAAUGUUUUUUAAGUAUACAUAUCGAUAGAGACUGAGUAUGUAGCAGGUCAUUUCAGUGGCCCCGACCAGAAGUGCGUCAUUAUUUUUUAAAUGUCAGUGCUGAUUUCAAGUAACUUCACACAAGUCAAGUUAACAAGCAAGUUUUAUUUGAUUAUAGAGAAUUGCAAAUUGUAUCAAACCAUUUGAACGAAUGAGCAAAAAAAAAGCAGAGAAUGAAAAUCUGUCAGAAUGAUGGAGGGCAGUCUGUCAUUUGUGAGAGUUAAUUCAACUGAGCUGCUUAAGGUUCAAAGCGUACUUUGAAAAGUUAUAUUCCCGAGAAAUUGAGCUUUCAUACAAAGCAAAUCUUGAUAUAACGCAAAAGGAGUAGGGAUAAAGAACUAUUAUAAACAGUAAUAAUAUUUCCUUCACGUUUUAGCGAUAAACAACGUAGCAGUGAGGUAAUGAGUGUGUGGAGCAGUUUGUUCGUAAUAACCGAGGAUUAUUUUUUACCAAAGGUAUUUGAAGGGACUCUUAUGUAUCCAUUUAUAUAUCUGCGAGAGGUUCAAAAUAAUGUCUUGCUGAAAACAACAAAAAAAAAGCUUUACGGGUAAUCGACAAUUUUUUCAUCAAUCAUAUGUUAGCGUACUUGUUACUUGGCUUAUUUGAUCUGGUAGUACAUUCCUUAUUACACUUCGCAAGGAUAUUAAUCAGUCAGGACUCAAAAUUAAAAAGUUUCCAGGCGUCAAAAGGGGGAAAAAAGAAGAAAACACAGAAAGACAUGAAAUAGACCAUCAUCAAACCUGGAAAUUUCCGUGGAACAAUUAGCAAACGCAGAAAAACAUGAUACUAGUGCUGAGCGCGUGACAAUCUCUUUGGUUGUGUUUCGCUUCUUUUUCUUCGUCCAGCUUGGUCAGUAAAGAAACCGCCCGUUUCACUAUAGACAAAGGUUUACGCUUUUUUUCUUUUUUUUUUUUUUAAAUUCCGUUUCCUACCUUUUUUAUCCCAUUCUAUGUAUUUGUCAUUCGUUAAUCAUGUUAUGUAAAUAGAAAGUUUAGGUGCAGUGAAGUUUUUUGUAUCCAGUUACAGAUGUUUGUGAAGUCUAUCUUUUUUAAAAAACCAAGUUUUGUGCAAUUACUUGACUUCACUCAACAGAAGGCCGUAGCAAAGUAAAACGAUUGAACUAAGGAACUGCUUACAAUUUAAAAAGCAGUUUGCAGAGUACAAUAACAACCCUAACCAGAGAUUUACCCGUAAGCAGUCUUGUGUAAAUUUUUAAAUAGCUGUAACAAAUUCGAAGCAAAUAUUUUUAUAUACUUCAUGGGCCACAAAGUAUUUAAUUAUUUCAUGAAAUUGUAUGUUAAUUAGUUUUAGAUUUUGUAAUUGCAUACAAUUCGAAAUGAUAGGUAAGAAAGCAAAUUAUGAGAAGAUGAUGCAGUUUUCUGCAGCUCCACUGUACAAUUUACUGAAUUGUUAAUUCUCUAAGCAAUGUAUUUCAUGGGAAUAAACUAAAUUAAUACAGGGUGA